Nannospalax galili (Upper Galilee mountains blind mole rat) is the source of this 887-nucleotide messenger RNA. It is a transcript of the gene Prxl2b, whose product is annotated as peroxiredoxin like 2B. The transcript is spliced from 7 exons. The record is from RefSeq and is a predicted model, not a curated record. Bases 140 to 742 code for a protein of 200 amino acids. NCBI's taxonomy places the organism in Eukaryota, Metazoa, Chordata, Mammalia, Rodentia, Spalacidae.
GGCGGGCCCGUGGGCGGGGCGAUGAGGCGGCUGGACCGCGUAGCGGCUCCUGCAGGGGUCCGGUACCGGGAGGCCGGCUCUCCUGCAGGGGUCCGGUACCGGGAGGCCGGAGCCGGAGCCGAGGGUCACCGCGGCAACCAUGAGCGCGGACCUUGGCCGCGUGGGUGCAUGUGUCCUGAAGCAUGCAGUGACCGGGGAGGCUGUGGAGCUACGGAGCCUGUGGCAGGAGCAGGCGUGUGUGGUGGCCGGGCUGCGGCGCUUCGGCUGCAUGGUGUGCCGCUGGAUCGCCAAGGACCUCAGUAACCUCCGGGGCCUCCUGGACCGGCACGGCGUGCGCCUGGUGGGCGUGGGGCCUGAGGCCCUGGGCCUGCAGGAGUUCCUGGAUGGUGGUUACUUCUCGGGAGAACUCUACCUGGAUGAGAGCAAGCAGUUCUAUAAGGAGCUGGGUUUCAAGCGGUACAACAGUUUGAGCAUCCUGCCAGCUGCCUUGGGAAAGCCUGUGCGUGAUGUCGCCGCCAAGGCCAAGGCUGUUGGCAUCCAGGGAAACCUGUCUGGGGACCUGCUUCAGAGUGGAGGACUGCUGGUGGUCAGCAAGGGUGGUGACAAAGUACUGCUACACUUUAUUCAGAAGUCCCCGGGCGAUUAUGUUCCUCAGGAGAACAUCCUACAGGCCCUGGGCAUCUCUGCUGAGGUCUGUUCCAGCAAGCCACCCCAGUGUGACGAAGAAGUGUGUGGAAGGUGAUGUCUGCAGCCUCUGAAGACCUAGAGGCCUCUGCUACGCUGGGUGUGCCGAGUAGGAAGAAGCCUUAUGGCGCUCCUGAGGCAGGACACUUGAGCCCUUGCCUCAUCCUUGGGCAACAGUGAGCCAUUAAACCAAGCUCUGGGCA